Messenger RNA from Paramuricea clavata, 7055 nucleotides. Lineage: Eukaryota; Metazoa; Cnidaria; Anthozoa; Malacalcyonacea; Plexauridae. The record is from the annotation of a GenBank genome assembly.
AGUGAAUUGACAGAAAUUUGCUGGGGAUUGGGCUCACGGCCAGCCAGCCAUUACUUCAAGACUUCACUACAGGAACAGAUUCAAGGAGUUUAUGGUUUGAUCACUUCAUCCUUGUACUUCAUACAGUGUAAUAGUACAGUUUUCCUGAGAACUUUAUACAACUGGCAACUAUAUUAUUCAAAGAGUCGUCACUUUGGGGCUUUUGAUCUGAGAAGCUGACAUCUUUAUGUUUGUACUCUGCCUUCAAAUUAAAGUGAAGCCAUACACUUCAUCUUUCUUGAUUGAAGAUCAUAAACUACUGUUUCUCACUAGAAAAGACGUGUAGUUCUUACUGUAAAGCAAGAUUCUAAUCUGACAGAGAUUAUACAAAACAAAUUCUAAAUCGUAGAAAGAUUUUCUUGCUAGAAUCAAAGUGAAGGAACGGAGUACUAUUAAAAGUCUAAACUGAUCCAAGCAAGGCGAAGGACUGCUUGACCUCUUAGUAAUUAAUCUCUGAUCUUCGUACUUAUUUAAACCAAGUAAGAAAAAUGUUGGAUGGGCAAGGUCCUUCAAGAAGUAACCAGGAAUCGAGCGAGGAACAAGCUAGCAGCAGUACAAGCUCAAGAACAGCUGCAGCUAAGAAGGAAUCGAAAUCAAGUGCUUCAAGAGCACCCAAGACACGUUCAACUGCUGCUAAAAGGUAUAAGAAGGAAACCAACGUCUGAAAUGUAGCUUCAGCCAAGCUCUAUUUCACUCACAAUCAUUCGAAGAUAAUUUUGUUGACCAUAUGUGUUUGUACCGUACACAAACAGAGCUUAUUCUCAACACUUUAUCACACAAGCCCUCCCAGUCAGUGCGAAUGACGCCCUCGUAUACUUCAUUUGCAUCUUAACUUUAAACUCUUCGCACGGUGAUAUCGUGAAUAGAGCGCUUUUCUAAAUACGACAGCUGUUUAGAGCUUUCACUUCUCUUUCAUUUGAAUGUAUUUUGACUAGCGUACGUCUAGGGAAACGCGAGAAAAGCGAGAGUGUAGUUAAGCCUUCCAAAUGUCGCCAUUGUCUUUGAACAAGACAGGGCAGAUGACACGUUUAUUAAAUUUAAACAGUUUACUUGGCGUUUAUUAGCGAUCAUGUAUUCAUUGUAUUUUUAUCAAUCUAUGUGCAUCUCUCGCUCUAGGAUUCAACGAGAAUUGGCUGAUAUCACAUUAGAUCCACCUCCGAAUUGCAGGUACGAUUAUUUUGACUAGAAGAAAAGUAUUAAAAGUACUUGAAAUCAUUUCACGUUUAAUACCCGGAACAAUGACGGCUGACAGGCAGACGUCCGCUCAGUGAGACCUGAUAAUUUAUCAAACAAACCUCAUAUUUGCAUGAAUGGAUGGAUGAACAAAAAUCGAGAAGUUCAACUAGGGGAGAUAGCUAACAAUCGUACGAUGAUGAAUUAUUACUUCGUUUUGGAGUGCAUGUCUCCAUACUUGGCCAAUAUUUCGAAUUAAUCCACGUGCUUAUCAGAUUAAAGAAUGCGUGUUUUAUGUAACAAUAUUUAGAACAAUAUUUCACAUUCGAUGAAAAGCCACACUUUCGUCCGCAAAACAGGAAUUCGAUCCCUACAGUAAAUAAUGAGGCGAUUAGAUCCACGUUCGAACCUUUAAUAGAAUAUUCAAUCCUUCGGGCAAAUUCGACAGCGAUCUAUUGAUAAUUUUUUCGUCGCGUAGUUUAUUUGAACCGAUAAUUAAAAUAGAGAAGUAUCGGGUGGCGUCGAACAAAAAUGGACUGUGCAAUUACGUACGAAGCUCUGCGGUUUCUGGCCCAAAAAUUUGUCACGUUCUAGCAAAAGUCACGAACAAGACAGCAUCACGCGAGAAAUGUAACAAGUACGCGUUAUAAGCGAUGUCAGUGUCAGUGUCGAUGUGUUAAUAGUCAGUCAAAAGCCGUAUCAAUGACGAAGGGCCUUCAUCAGCAGCCGAUUUCCACUACCGACAACUUUUGCCUGAUGUCGCAUGCAACCUGCUUACAACUUGAGUGCAAGGCAAAAGUUGUUUGGCCUAUAAAAUCGGCCUUCACUUCCAGGCAUUGCGCUGCAAGCAGGGUCCUUCUUUCCACCAAUCUGCAACUUCUCACUACGACACUAGGAUUUUGCCGUAAGUUUUGUUAGUUAGGACUUAGGUGGACUUGGGUCAAUGACAAUGACUCAAUGAUUGUCGUGAAACGAGGGAGUACCCUGUUACAAUGUUCAAUGAGACAUCCUGCUAUCUUAUCCUACAAUAAGCUGCCGUGGUUUGUGACUGAACGUCUUGAGAAAGAUAUCUCAAACGAGGCGGUCUAGUGCGAGUUUUACUGCAUGUACCCCGUUUACACUGCGCUCAAUUUUUGGUACGGCACGGAUAAAAUUGGUACCCGUACCAAAUUUAUCCGCGCUCGGCUUUUGUAGACAGGUAGUCCGAGUACGGAUAAAAAUGGUACGGUACUACGGGUAUCAAAACUGCUCUCUCCUCCGCAGACGCUUUAGUUGGCUAUGCCGCCUAUGAUUACGAUUAGUAUUGAGAUGACACACGAGCGGAGCUGCUGGGCGAAAGAGCGAAUGUAUCUCAAUACUAAUCGUAAUCUGGCUCUGCUGAGGAGAGUGCCAAAACUGUCUGAGUGUAGUGCAAACUGAUCUUUUAAAAAAUCCAUUCAAAUGUCACCUAUGAAACAAUUGAAUGACUAAAAAGACAGUAUUUAGUUUUGUGUACGAUUUAAUAAUGUGUAUAUUUAAUAAUGAAUAAUGAAGUAAAUAGAUUUGUACUUGUAUAAAAUUCAGAAAGAUUUAAACUUUUCCGCGCACGUAUGGAAAACGUAUUCUACAAUGUCAAUGAGCCGCUUCGGCGGUUUAUCUGAACUGUCGGAAAAAGAGGUUUCAAACGUGAUGGUCCAGUGACAGUGUAUGUACUAUUCUACAAUAUUCAAUAACUGCUGUGAUUUGUGUCUAGUGAAAAUCAUAUCUCAAACGUUGCGUCCAGUGUAGGUAGUAUUCUACAAUAUUCAAUAAGCUGCCAUGGUUUGUAUCUGAACUUAGUCUUGAGUAAGUCUGUGGGCCGGAAUAUUUUCGUUUUCGUCGACUUCCUGAAUGGCUACGCUUCUUUGCCAGCUUGAAAGACAAUGAAAGGCGACUAGUAUUAAAGUACUAACUCAGAAUUUCUAUAUCUUUUUCAGGUAGUUCAAACACAAUCCACGACAGCUUAUUGUAGAAUACUAAUGAUCGAUGUGCCUUAUGCAUUAUCAAAACUGUUUAUAGGCUAUAGCGGCUCUGACUUCCAAAGGCAGCCGGAGCAUUUGCUUCAAACGCCCAAAACCAAAUGUUUCAAACAGAGACACGGAAGCCUAUAUUUUAGAAGAGUACUUCAGCUAAUCAGCUUUGCAUAUAUACAAUUCCUCAAAAUUUCGCUAGUUGUUACUGGUGAUAAAAAUAUUUGCUCAUUUUAUUCUAUUACACAGAUAUACAAUAGAAUAUGAGUAUCAAUGCUGAACGACUGCUAUGACCGAUUUACACUGCACAACUUUUGCCUAAAACUGUCGCACAUACAACUUGCUUAAUACACUGUUACAACUAGAGUUGUACUGUGUAAAUCAAGCACACAUUCACCUACGACAAGUCGACAACGUAAGGGAUUGUGUGCGUCAUUUACACAGAAAAAAAAACAAGUUGUAAGUAAGCAGGUUGCCGCGAUAGUUUUAGGCAAAAGUUAUGUAAAUUGGCCUUUAAUAUGCAGUCAUUAGAGAGGUUAAGAUACCCCGGUUUCGGUGCGUACGAGUAGUGUCAUCUUGUUUUACUGAUGUCUGUAAUUCGAUCAUACUUUUUCUGUUUUCUUGCAAUAGACAAUGAUAUAAUGCGAAAAAUGUGCACCUUAAUUACGAGUAAAGGUACAGACAUCGACGAAAAUAUUGUUAACCAAAAUCAUGCUACCCAUACACGUACACCGAAACCGGGGUAUCUUAACCUCUCCGCUAUAUUGUCACAAAUGUACGUGUUUGAGGUUUGACCUUUAUUUCAUUUCUCACAGCGCUGCACCGAAAGGCGACAAUAUUUACGAAUGGGUGUCGACGAUAAUGGGGCCACCAGGCUCAGUUUACGAACGAGGAGUUUUCUUUCUUGACAUACAUUUCCCUCCAGACUAUCCGUAUAAACCACCGAAGGUAGGAAACAUAUCACUGACACUGUAUUUUAGUAUGAAAUCUAUUACUACAGUACUGUUGUCUACUUAUAUACAAAUAAAGUUUGUAAAGAUUGAACUGAAUUGCAGAAUAUCUUGUCUGCUCUUGUAAAAUUUGUAGGCCUUGUAGCAGAGCCCGUGCUGCUGUUAAUUUUGUAAAAGGCUUUGAGACUUGCCACUUUACUGGCACGCGCGUAUUAAUGCUUUUGUGUCUUGAUUAGAAUGCGUAGCGUUAACUAUAAAAUUUGGUUAUCGGAAAUUGACAUCUGUUAGUAUUAAUACUGCAUGUAUUCAACAAGUAUAUAUAAUUCUAAUUUUUAAUCUAGUCUAUGUAAAUUUAAGAUGUUUAAUACUUUGGUUGAAUAAAGUUUGUUUGUUUGUGUUGAACGUGAAAAGUUAUGAAAGUAGGCGUAUUUUAUAAAAUUGUCUGAAGCGCAUUUGUAAGCAUACUGUAUAGUUUUGAUAGUAUUUGAAAACUGGUAAAUUAUAUACGUUUGGCGAGCCAUACUCGUGAUAAACUAAUUAAACUAUAAAUAGUCUGAAUUUAUUCAUAAUGUCAAUCAUGGAUUCUGAAUACAGUAUUAUAAAAGACCAAUAUAUUUAUAUUAUUCAAUGAGAUUAGUUCUACGUAUGGUUUAUAAGUCUUAUUAAUAAUUAAGAUUCUGAAUUUAUGCAGUUGAGACAAUUUGCCGUAUAUUUACCGCGCAAGGGGCGUUUGUUUGCGUCGAUGUAAAAAUUGGUUCAAAUGUGCGCGAAAUAAUUUUUUUGCCAACUUUUCAAAGUUGUUGAUUGAUAUUGACCUCUUAUCAAAGCUCACUCAACGCCACUUUUGAUCUUAUGUAAUUUGAUUAUGAAAUAAUUCGCAAAUACAGUAACUGGCAGUCUCGUUUCCAUAAAGUUUACCCCAGCAGAGUCAGAGAGUUUGGUUUUUAAAGCGAUGUUACCGGUAUAUGCUCAUAUGGAAAUAAUAUUAAAGUGUUUAGCUAGGAAAAUUAUCGUUUUUUCCUGCUGUGCCACGUUGACCUCCCGUGGUCACAGGUGAAUCUCAUGCUGUGCUAUGAGAAUUAAUAUGUCAUCUCCUUCAGUACGCCACCGUGGAUAAAAACUUUAAUCAAAAUCUAAAGAUUUAGCAGCUUAAAACAUUGUUUUUUUUAUCUUGAUUAAGACAUGGGGAAAAAAAUGCUUUUGUUUGCUAAGGGAAUAUAUCAUAUAAAUGUUCAUUGCGUCUUCAUAAUUAAUUAUUAUAUAUUUGCUAAAAAAUGUCAAAAUAAUUGAAUAUAUUACAGGUCGAAGCUUGUCAUCAAUCCAUCAUAUUAUAAGUAUUUCCAUAUACUUACUCAUUAACCCAUUGAGUUACAUUGCGCCAUAGUGCACCCUAUUUUAUUAUUUUUGCUCUGUCUAUACACUUGCUUUCACACACAAUGGGUUAGUCAGACUAUCUGCCUGUUUGUACGAGAAAUUAAGUUUUUGAAUUUGUCAUUUUUUUUACUGUAGGUAACAUUUCGUACCAGAAUUUAUCACUGUAAUAUCAACAGUCAAGUAAGUGGGCUAAAAUUUAACCAGCCAAUGUAAACUAUUACUGGACAACUUUAUAUCCACCAUAAAUAAAGUUAGACAUCCUGACAUCUGGGAAACAAGCCUAGCUGUUCUCCUAUGUAGUUAAUUGAAAUGGAUCAAUAAGAGUUGCCUUUGGUGGACCUCUAGGGAGAUUGGUUUAGAACUGAUAGGACUAUCCAGUAUAAAGUCCCACAUUUGGUUGUAACUGUCUUUGUUGUUCUUUCAGGGUCAAAUAUGUUUGGAUAUUUUCAAAGACAAUUGGAGCCCAGCUUUGACAAUUUCAAAAGUUUUACUUUCAAUAUGUUCCUUAUUGACUGACUGUAAUCCAGGUACGUAUCACUGAUCUCAUAAUAUGUUUGUUUGUGCACUCACUGAUCUCAUAAGAUAUUGGACUGAUGUGUGCACUUGCUGAUGUCAUAAGAUAAUGGACUGCUGUGUAUCUGCCCACUGAUCUAAUAUUUAUUAUUGAUCCCUAUAAGAAGCUGGACCAUUAUUUUUAUGUUUACACUCAGUGUAUAUAUCUUUUAAAGAAAUACUAGCCCACUAUGGCCAUUCACUUAUCUUUAAAAAACUAAAUGUUUUUUUUUAUUUACAAAUAAAACUGAAAUUUAAAAUUAUUUUUUUUAGAUGAUCCAUUGGUGGGCAGUGUUGCAACACAAUAUCAAAAUAACAGAGCCGAACACGACCGAAUAGCAAAAGAAUGGACUCAACGAUAUGCAACAUAAAUAGUAGCCCUCAGUAACACUCUGUGAACUAUUGACAUUUCUACAAGCUAGUAGCAUUACAUUAAUGUUAAGAGAGUUAAGUUUAAAAACAAGCACAAAAACAUGAUUUUGUCUUGUGUUGUUUGAAGAAAAUAUUGAAAUUAGUUUAGUAUUUAAAACUAGAAAAUCCUAUAUAUCUAAAUCAUAUUUAGUUACUUACAGGGGGGAUGGGACACAUCACAGUGUAAAUACAUUUAUUUGUUAAUAAUAGUUUUGUUCAUUAUAACAUACAUGUACUUAUUUUUUCUGUACAAAAAGUAUGAUUUUGCUUUCAUCAUGAAAUUCAUUCAUUGAAUUCCGAGCAUUGUCGAAUGGCUAUAUGUUUCUAGAUUUAUAUGGCCUUAAUAUAUCAAAAUGUACCACCAACAGUUGAUGAAAAAAUUAUAUACAAUAUACAUUGUGACAAAGAUGACUUUCACAUACACCUUGACCAAACCUCACUGUAUAUACAUGUUGGGAAUAUUUCUAUUUUUGUUACUCUCGUCGUAGAUUUUCCAACCUAGAAAGAAAAAAACAUUUUAAAGCAAAAAGCAUGAUUUGUAAGAUCACACUUUUAUGCACAAAUGUUA